Eutrema salsugineum is the source of this 1635-nucleotide messenger RNA. RefSeq names its product chaperone protein dnaJ 10. The coding region runs from base 217 to 1392 and encodes 391 amino acids. The record is from RefSeq and is a predicted model, not a curated record. The transcript is spliced from 10 exons. Lineage: Eukaryota; Viridiplantae; Streptophyta; Magnoliopsida; Brassicales; Brassicaceae.
AAAUUAAAAGGAAACACAUCCAAAAAAAAAAAAAAUCUAAUAAAAUAAAAAAGUAGAAGAAGAAAAGGAGCGGUUGAGUUGAAAUAGCCGGCGCGUACUCGUCAACGUAACGCGCGUGGUGUGUUUUGCGCGACUCAAUAGAGACGAUUUGAGCUUUUCUUCCGUUGUGAUCUGAAGAGUUCGGAUUCGAAAGUUAGAGAUCGUGAUCGGAUAAUAAUGGUGAAGGAGACGGAGUUUUACGAUGUGCUCGGCGUUAGCCCCACCGCCACGGAGGCCCAGAUUAAGAAAGCUUACUACAUCAAGGCACGCCAAGUACAUCCAGAUAAAAACCCCAAUGAUCCUCAGGCUGCUCAUAAUUUCCAGGUGUUGGGAGAGGCCUACCAAGUGCUAAGUGAUCCAGGGCAACGUCAGGCCUAUGACACUUGUGGGAAAUCUGGGAUUUCAACUGAGAUCAUUGAUCCUGCGGCGAUAUUUGCUAUGCUUUUUGGGAGUGAACUUUUUGAAGAAUACAUUGGGCAGCUUGCUAUGGCAUCAAUGGCGUCUCUUGAUAUCCUUUCUGAAGGAGAUCAGAUUGAUACUAAAAAGAUUAUAGAAAAAAUGAGGGCUGUUCAGAAAGAAAGAGAAGACAAGCUUGCUCAGAUUCUUAAGGAUCGCCUCAACCUAUAUGUAACGAACAAAGAUGAAUUUAUUAGCAAUGCUGAAGCUGAAGUAACAAGACUCUCAAAUGCAGCAUACGGUGUGGAAAUGUUGAACACAAUUGGAUAUAUUUAUGUAAGACAAGCGGCAAAAGAGCUUGGAAAGAAAGCUAUAUAUCUCGGUGUACCAUUCGUUGCUGAAUGGUUUAGGACGAAAGGUCACUUCAUCAAAUCCCAAGUAACAGCUGCAACAGGCGCAUAUGCUUUAUUUCAGCUGCAAGAGGAAAUGAAAAGGCAGCUAAGUGCUGAAGGCAAUUAUACUGAGAAGGAACUUGAAGAGUACAUGAAGACCCAUAAGAAAGUGAUGAUUGAUUCUCUGUGGAAACUGAAUGUUGCUGAUAUCGAAAGCACUCUCUCCCGUGUUUGUGAGCUGGUUCUUCAAGAUCCCACCGUCAAGAGAGAGGAGCUUCGUGCAAGGGCCAAGGGGUUAAAAACUCUGGGGAAGAUCUUCCAGAAGAACAAGAUAGCCAGUGAGAGUGAUCCAUUAGUAAGAGCCGAACUUCACAAACUAAAUGGAAAUGGUCAAGACCGUGAUUAUGCAUCCACAUCACCAAAAUCCGAUGAAGCAUCUCACUCCACAUUUGGGCCUCAGGAACCGCAAAGCCCUUAUGUGGAAGCACCGAAGCUUGGAGAUGAGCAAUUCAACUAUUACUUCCCAAGGCCUGCACCGCCUCCAGGAGCACAGAGACACUCUUAAACUGGCAAAAGGAUGGAUUCUGAUAAAAGAAUGUGAGAGGUAGUUUCCCUUUUGUACUAUAUAAUAUUAUAAAUAUAAGCAUUUAUGCAUAUUUGAUAUGUUUGAAGUAUGUGGUUACCAUUAUGUAUUUUUAUUUUAUUAUUAUUGUUAGUAGAAGAAAUUAUUGGAUCCUUGAAAAUCACAUGAAAUCUCAUCUUUGACAAUGUAUAAUUGUUUUAUUUUAUUUAUGAUAUUUGGAGAUCA